Mesitornis unicolor (brown roatelo) is the source of this 1044-nucleotide messenger RNA. It is a transcript of the gene GNPNAT1, whose product is annotated as glucosamine-phosphate N-acetyltransferase 1. Gene Ontology annotation, biological process: UDP-N-acetylglucosamine biosynthetic process. Gene Ontology annotation, cellular component: endoplasmic reticulum-Golgi intermediate compartment; Golgi apparatus; endoplasmic reticulum. The record is from RefSeq and is a predicted model, not a curated record. Lineage: Eukaryota; Metazoa; Chordata; Aves; Mesitornithiformes; Mesitornithidae. The coding region runs from base 2 to 574 and encodes 190 amino acids. Gene Ontology annotation, molecular function: glucosamine 6-phosphate N-acetyltransferase activity; monosaccharide binding. The transcript has 5 exons.
CAUGAUGCCUGUUGCAACCGUCAUGCCUGACGACACGCCGAUGUUUGACCCAAAUAUUCUGCAUGAGCUUGACUGGAGCGAGAACACGACGACGUUUUCUCCUGCUAUUUCUCCAUUAGAUCCAGGAGAUGGUCUUGUUCUGAGACCGCUUUGCACAGCUGAUUUAAAUCGAGGUUUUUUUAAGGUUCUGGGUCAGCUGACAGAAACUGGAGUUGCGAGACCGGAGCAGUUUAUCAAAACCUUCGAGCACAUGAAGAGAUCUGGAGAUUACUACGUUACUGUUGUGGAAGACACAAAUCUUGGACAGAUUGUUGCUACAGCAACGCUGGUGAUAGAACAUAAGUUCACUCACUCCUGUGCAAAGAGAGGAAGGAUAGAAGAUGUCGUAGUCAGCGGGGAGUGCAGAGGAAAGCAGCUGGGUAAACUAUUAACGUCCACCCUUACAUUGCUAAGUAAGAGAUUGAACUGUUACAAAAUUACUCUUGAGUGUCUGCCAAAAAACGUGGAUUUCUACAAGAAGUUUGGCUAUUCGGUAUCUGAAGAAAACUACAUGUUUCAACGGUUCUUUAAUUAAGAACUUCUAGUUUUGUUUUAUUCUUUUUGUAAAGACUGUUGGUGGAGGAGCUUGUGCUACAAACAUUCUCUCUGUGGAAAGUUUCUAGUUUAUUGCUGCAAAUGUAAUAAUGAUCCCUAUAAAUAAUGAACAUCAAAUGUGUAAAUCCUGCAAAAAAAAAUACUGACAUUCUAGAAGGGUCCUUUGGGUUACGAAAUAAGUGCUUGGAACUAAUUUUUACUACUGUUCAGUCUAAGUGAAGCUUUUUUGUUCUAGCUACAAAGAGUUACAAAGGACUCUUGUUCAAGGGAUGGUUUUUAACCAAAGGUAUAUAUUUUUAUCUCAAAUUUUUUCUUGCAUUGUAUUUUUCUAAAGGUUUGUGCUUCUUUUCUUGGUAGCCAAAGUACGGCUGGCGGGGCUGUUCUCCUGCCUGUACUUCACAGGAGGAUGCUGUAGCUCAGGUAGGGAUGCUUCUCAUGCAAAAUUAGUGA